GCGCCCGCCCUGGGGGUCGGCUGCAGCCGGGCCGCGCGGAGCUGAGCGCGGGCGGGAUGCGGCCGCCGCCUGGGCCGUGGUGGCUGCUGCUCUGGCUGCCGCCCUGGGCCGCACGGCCCGCGGGCGCGGGGCGCGGGGAGGAGGCGGCGGCGGCGCUGUCAGCUCCAAGGUGUAAAACUCUGAAAGAAAUGGAUUUAAUUAAAACUUCUGAACCAGACUGUUACUGCUACAAUCAAAAUUCCCAAAUGGAAUGGAAAUACAUAUGGUCAACCGUGCAGAUGAAAAUUACCAGUUCAGGCCUGCUCAGUAUUGUAUAUAUCACAGAAAGACAUAGUUGCCAGUAUCCAGAAACCAUUCUAGCUUUUAUCAAAUGUGUGAUUCAUAACUUUUGGACACCAACGGAGACUAACGAAAUAACCCUCAUCAUCAAUCCAUAUGGGAAGACCGUGUGCUUCUCUGUGAAGCCUGCCAGGAAGACAUUUGUCUAUACAAUAAGUGUGACUCGAAACACUGUGGAUUUCAAACUCUUCCUUGUGUUCUUGGCAGGCGUUUUCCUCUUCUUUUAUGCAAAGACCUUGAGUAGAAGCCCUAUUUUCUAUUACUCUUCUGGGACCGUGCUAGGAGUUCUAAUGACAUUAGUCUUUGUCCUCCUGCUGGUGAAAAGGUUCAUUCCUAAGUAUAGCACGUUUUGGGCUCUAAUGGUUGGUUGUUGGUUUGCUUCAGUUUAUGUUGUGUGCCAACUGAUGGAAGAUCUGAAGUGGCUGUGGUAUGAAAACAGAAUAUAUAUAUUAGGCUAUGUCUUGAUGGUUGGAUUUCUCAGUUUUGCUGUUUGUUACAAACGUGGGCCCCUUGCUGACGAGAGGAGCAUAAAUCUUCUGACGUGGACUCUGCAGCUCCUUUCCCUGCUUCUCAUCUAUUGUGGGGUCACCGUGCCUCAGUUCUCCUACGUGGUCAUCAUCCUCCUCCUGUGCUCCUGGGGUCUGCACUACCCACUGAAAGCUUUCUGUUAUAUGAGGCGGAAAAUGAAGAACUGGUUCACAUCAGAAAAGCUGGUGGUUAAGCGUCUUACUGAAGACGAGUACAGGGAACAAGCCGAAGCUGAAACAACCACUGCUCUGGAGGGGCUGCGCCAAGCCUGCCGCAGGCCUGACUUCCCAUCGUGGCUGGCCGUCUCCAGACUCCAGGCUCCUAAAAAGUUUGCAGACUUUGUUCUUGGAGGAAGCCACUUGUCGCCUGAAGAGAUCAGUCUUCAUGAAGAACAGUACGGCCUUGGGGGUGCCUUCUUGGAAGAGCAGCUCUUUAACUUGAGGACUGACAGUCUACCUGCGCACUGACUUCAUUCCGGACAAGGAAGUGGGUAAAGGGCAGGGAUCCUGUUAGUGGGCAGAACCGUUCUAGGGGACAGUGGCAAAAGCGUUUGCUAGGGAGAAAAAUCAUGUCAUUCUGGAAAAGAAAACUGAAACUAUACAAUACUGAAGAUAACUUAUCAUUCUUGGCCAGUUCUGCUACUUACUGUACCACGGGUGGCUGCCAAGAUUUGUGAGAGUCAUCACCACUUUCCUUGAAUGCAGACUAUCAUUAGGAAAAAGGGAAUCAUGUUGUUCUUCAGGGGGCCAGUUAGCAUGAAUAGGUGCCUUGGCAACACCAGGGCAUUAAAUAUUCUCUUAAUCCCUAGAACCUAUGUCAAAAGAUUGCAUUGCUCUUCCUACGUGUUAUCAGUAUAAGUGCUGGAAGAGACCUGAGCUAUGCUGGACCAGUGUUUUCCAAAGUAUAGUCCACAGGAUGCUAUUAAGUGUUACUCAGUAAAGGGAUUCUGAGGUCAACUAAGAUUGAUACAAAGUUAAACAAAUGUACUGCAGGACUUCUCAGAGCCUUUAAUAAUGCCAGUGUGCAUUGUGAAUCUACUAAAGAGAAAUUGUGUGCAGCAGUUUCCAACUUAAUUCGACCACAGAACCCUUUUUCAUGACAUUAAUAUUCCUUGGAACAUGUUUGGAAAAUGCUAAUGAUGGAGGAAUUGAGGUUUGGGGCGGUUACAUAACUUGUCCAUGACCACAAAGCUAUUGAGAGGCAGCACUGCGACCAGAAUUCCAGUCCCAUUGUUUCCUAUGACUCAGGUAGAAGAAGAGACCUUUUGAGGUGACCCGAGGGGCCAUCUCCCUACAGCCUUGCGUCUCACAGUAUUGGUGACUUUAUUUUUUUUACUAAUGGCCAACUAGCUAUUUGAUAACUGUGAUAAAGAGGAACAUUUCCUGUAUUGUAUUUUAAAGUUUUGAUAAGACUUUUAUAGACAAAUAUAAGGAUUAGAAAUUAGAAUUACUUUCUAUAUAUUUUUGUACAUUUAAAUUAAAGGCACUCUUGGGACCUUUUGAGUUGACUGGUCCAUUUAAAAAAAUCAUCUAGGGGGCCGGCUUCAUGGCUAAGUGGUUAAGCUUGCGUGCUCCGCUUCAGCAGCCCAGGGUUUCUCCAGUUCGAAUCCUAGGUGCAGACCUAGUACCACUCAUGAAGCCGUGCUGAGGGGGCGCCCCACAUAGCAGAGCCAGAAGGACCUAUAACUAGAAUAUACAACUAUGUACUGGGGGGGUUGGGGAGAAGAAGAUAAAAAAAAAAAAGAUUGGCAAUAGAUGCUAGCUCAGGGCCAAUCUUAAAAAAAAUUGUCUAGUUAUAUGUUUCUAACAAUUUCCUACAAAACAGAUUUGUGAUCUUUCUUACAGAGAACACUCCAGUGAAGUGAGGGACUAACCUGAGGAAAGGAGGCCAAAACAUAUGUCUGAGACAAGAUCUGACAUGGCAAAGCUCCCUCAGGGCUAAGAUGUUGCUAAGUUGAUUAUCUUUAAGAAUCUAACUCAGGCCUUAUUGGUGGGAUCCUAAAGAAUAGAGGCAUAAAGAAUGAGGAAUCUCCUUUUACUAGAAGAAGGGCUGUGGAGCAGGGACAUAUAGAUAAUGUGGGCACUGCUUUCCUGAGCCAAAUUUGGUAGAGUUUUUCUAAAUUGUUGAAAAAGAGUGUGGCUACCCAUUUGGAACUUUCUAGAUUGACUUUCAAAUGCUAUUUUCUCUUUGAAGCAGAGUGUCAGUGUUGUACAGGUCUCUGUUUUUGCCAGACACCUUUUACUAUUAGGAGCUUUGCUAUUUUUGUGAAACACACUAAAUUCAAUCUGUGCUUUCACAGACACUUUGCUUUAAAAGGAUCAAAGAAGGUGUCUUCCAUUCAGAUAGGUGAUGAUGAUGUUGACUGUUUUAAAAGUGUAAACAGUUCUAGCAUCAUUUUGGUUAUCGUUUAAUCUGAUUGUUUUUUAUAAUAUUAUAUUUAUUGAUGAUAUAUUAUAAAUGUAUCAGAUGCCUGUGCUCACCACGUUCACCUCCAAGAGGCAGUCUGUGAACCACAGCAUGUGUGUGUGGAUAACACACGAACAGUCUGCUCAGUCCCAGGGGACCUUCCAGCCGGGACAGCCGCUGGGCUUCACCUGAGCCAGGGUGAAGCGAUGCUGAUGACAGGAGGAAGCAGCUCCUAGUGGGCCAACAAGCUAGGUGCAACCAUCACAAUAAAAACUGCUAAGGAGAGAGAAAAAGAGCAACAGUCUUCCGGGAUAUUGUUUUUCAUUUUAUUUUUAGAGGAAAUCAUGAAUUUGUCAGUUUCUGUUAUAUGAGUACUGUGAGAAGCUAAACAAUUAAAAGCAUUAUUUGUGAUAUG
Molecule: messenger RNA, 3688 nt
Organism: Equus caballus (horse)
Lineage: Eukaryota; Metazoa; Chordata; Mammalia; Perissodactyla; Equidae
Gene: NEMP2
Product: nuclear envelope integral membrane protein 2
Cellular component (GO): nuclear envelope
Source: RefSeq, a predicted model, not a curated record